CGCAACUUCCAGAACCUUGCACGCGCUCCGUACAUUAAAAUCUUAUACGUAUAUUUUUCCAUUAUAAGAACACCUAUUUACGAUGCAACACGCAUUGGAACUAUUACAACCCAUACCGCACUACCUACUUAUAUCAAGUAAGAAUACGAAGCAUGUGAAGUAGGGCCUCUCUCACAUGGAACCAAUUGACCUGCCGUGGCACGCAACAUAUUGCAAUUUGCAAGCAGCCACUAUAAAUAUAGACUAGAACAAGUCAGUCAAAUCAUCAAACACCUUCAGUGCAUAAAAUUAUUCCUCUCAACAAGUUCCAAUCCAUCAAAUACCAAAACUUAUCUUCAAAAUCAAAGAUCUAGUGAUGGGUAUUAUUCGUUUACCGUCAAUUAUUCCCAGUUUGAAGCAAUUUCACAAACUACACUCUGUUGUUACUCGGAAUCAAAUAUCAGAUGUACCAAAAGGACAUUUAGCAGUUUACGUCGGAGAAACAGAGAAGAAACGAUACGUAGUUCCAAUUGCAUACCUGAAUCACAGUUCGUUCCAGGAAUUGCUUCAGAAAGCUGAGGAAGAAUUUGGAUUUCAACAUUCAAUGGGCGGUCUCACAAUACCUUGCAAUGAGGAUGCAUUUUUCCAUGUUACUUCUCGAUUGAACAAUUCCUUGUGAAGAAGCAAUUAUAUUAGUGACAGAUUAUAGUAGAGAUUCAUUAGUGUUUUCCUUUCAUCAUUUUUUUCCCCCUUAGAAAGGGGUAACUGUAUGUACAAAGCCUUGCCAUACAAUCAAAUGGAAUUCCAAAAUUCUCUAAAUAUUAUUCCCUCCCUUUCUCAAA
This is a messenger RNA of Solanum tuberosum (potato), 821 nucleotides long. Its product is annotated as auxin-responsive protein SAUR21-like. The transcript has a single exon. Gene Ontology annotation, biological process: response to auxin. The record is from RefSeq and is a predicted model, not a curated record. The coding region runs from base 356 to 658 and encodes 100 amino acids. NCBI's taxonomy places the organism in Eukaryota, Viridiplantae, Streptophyta, Magnoliopsida, Solanales, Solanaceae.